Messenger RNA from Helobdella robusta, 477 nucleotides. RefSeq lists its product as hypothetical. The transcript has 2 exons. The record is from RefSeq and is a predicted model, not a curated record. NCBI's taxonomy places the organism in Eukaryota, Metazoa, Annelida, Clitellata, Rhynchobdellida, Glossiphoniidae. The coding region runs from base 1 to 477 and encodes 158 amino acids.
AUGGAUAGAAUAUCGAGUAUGCCAUCAAUAUGUGAGCAUCCAGAUUACGACGAGGUAGAGGAAGUGGAUGGAGGUUUGAAAUCGUACGAGGCGUUCCACGACAUCAGGGAGAUCCAAGCCAUUGAUGUUGAGUUGGAUGGGCUGGCACUGGAACCUCUACAGCACCAUUCCCACCAAGACAUGUCAAAAUACCUUUCUAGCAUGGAUGAAAAACAAUGCGAAGAAGAAAGUCAAGAAAUAAAAGAUCAAACUGAAUUUAGAAGAGUGCCAAACAUCAACGUACUUGGAAACACAAUCACCGUCAAGAAACGAGUGGGCAGGUACAUACCGCCCCCUGUUGAACAUCACCUUUCCUUGAGGAAGAAAACCUGUGUUGUCAAAAUCGACAAUUGCCAUUUCACUAUAGAUGUCCAUGUUGAAAGUCAUCAACAGAUAGCACCGUUGAGACUAAUUAUUUCUUCAAAUGGAAUUUCUUAA